GCUCAUUUUUUCCGAAACGGAAGAAACUCGAAAGAAUUACUCGAAUUAAAUUAAUUUGCGUCUUUGCACUUCUUUUUAUAUCGACCCUCGUUCCAAGUAACCUCUCGAAUUUUUGUGUGAGGCCAAAGGCGGGGGGGAGCUUUGGGUCCUUGCUUAGGGUUCCUUAUGCAUAUUCUUGGAGCUAUUGUGCAUUUUUCAAGAGUCCUUCGAUUCAGAUCAGUCAUAGGACGGUUUCUUGAUCUGGGUCAUGCAUGUGGACGUGGAAGCCUAUGGAUCUUAAAGCCGUUUCUUAAUGUUGCUGUUUGAGUUUGUGGGCUCUCAAUAUUUUUUGGAUUCUUGUUCAGGGUUUUCAGGAUUUUGUUAGUUUGGAUUGAUGUUGGAUCUUUCUUGAAUGUAGUAAUUUCGACGGUUAUCGGUGUGGUUUGGGAUAAAUAUGGGUUCCAAAGGUGUUCAAAUAAGCAACGUUGCUGAAUCACUAGAUACUUUUUUGCGGCUUGGAUUUUGAAGAAACUUCUUGUUGCUUUGGGUUGUUUAUUUAUAUACGGGUUUGUUGGUUUAAGAACUUUUGGGUGGAGGAAUUAACUGGGUGGUAAGUUUGGAUUUUAUCUGUUGGCUUCUUGUGUAUUGAGAGCUGAAUGGGUGUUGUUGCUGAUUUGUGAAUUUGGGAUUCUUUUUGAGCUGGGUGAGCAUUGGUGGUUGGUUGCAUUGAUUUUUUCACGUAGGAGCUCUCAGAUUUUUGAGAAUUUUUUGAUGGUCUGGAAAUGCCAUCAGAUAAGCAGGUUUCUCCCAUGCCUUUUGUGUCAUUCCGUCGCUCAAUUUUAACGACGAGAGGUGAUAAUGCUCAUUCAGUAGGAUCAAGUCACGAUUUUGAUUCCCAGGACUCGGAAAUGGAAUCAUUUCAAAAGCUUGUUUUCAAUCGAUUUCACGAACUUUCAGUGGCUAAUGAUGAUGAGUUGCUGUCUAUUUCAUGGAUCCAGAGGCUACUGGAUGCAUUUGCCUGUUGUCAGGAGGAAUUCAGGGUCAUCUUGUGCAACAAAAAGGCAUUUAUCUCAAAGCCACCACUAGAUAAGUUCCUUUCUGAGUUCUUUGAUAGAAGCAUUAAGGCUCUUGAUAUUUGCAAUGCAACCCGUGAUGGGAUUGAGAAGAUUCGGCAGUGGAAGAAUCACUUGGAGAUUGUUCUAUGUGCAUUGGAUAGUAAUCAGAAGAUGAUAAGUGAAGGCCAUAUCCGUAGAGCAAGAAAAGCUUUGAUGGAUUUGGCUAUUUUCAUGUUGGAUGAUAAAGAAACUGGAUCUGUGUUUUCACACCGCAACCGGUCUUUUGGGCGCCUUCAGAAGAACAAGGAUCAUCACAAUCGUCGUGGGUCUGGGCAUUCAAGGUCUUUGUCCUGGAGUGUACCUAAUUCUUGGUCUGCAUCCAAGCAGCUCCAAUCAAUGGCAAACAACUUAGUUGCUCCUCGUGGGACUGAACUUGCAGCUGCUAAUGGUCUUUCUGUUGUUGUCUUUACAAUGAGUUUUAUUCUCAUGUUUGUUUUCUGGACUCUUGUUGUUGCAUUUCCUUGCCAAGACCGAGGCCAUCAAGUUCACUUCACCAUACCGAGGCAAUUUCCAUGGAGCACUCCCUUCUUUUUGCUUCAUAGUCGAAUUAUAGAUGAGUCCAAGAAGCGGGGACGACGAGAUAGUAAUGGUUUGUUAAAGGAAAUUUAUCAGAUGGAGAAAUGUAUCAAUCGCAUUACAGACUUGGUAGAUUCUGCUCAGAGCCCAUUGACAGAGGAACAGAGGAAAGAUGUCAGAGAUGGUAUACAAGAGUUAUCAUUGUUCUGUGAAGUAUGUAAGGCUGAACUUGAUCCACUGGAUCGCCAUUUGAGGGAAGUCUUCCGCAAGAUAAUGUCUUGCCGGACAGAGGGUCUUGAUCUCUUGGGGAAGGCUGCUCAAACAUAAUGCUUUGAUUUGGUGGGUGAAGAAGAAAUUUAAAGAAGUUUGAAUGGAGUAUACAUAAUUUAAAUGUUUUUGUUUUUAUUCCUGGUGAAUGGAAGGAAGAUGUUCGAUUGAAGGAUGUAAAUGAAUUCACUAGGUAACCUUUUGUACUUGUUAAUAUGCUGUUUGGGAGGAGGACAAGAAAGAACAGAAAAACCACAUGUCCAUGUUUUGUAUGUUGUUUUAUAGUUUAUCUCCAAAGUUGCUUUGGUUUCUUAACAUUUUUUUUCGUGAUCUGUAUUUCCAGUAAAGGACAAUUGUCUUCUUUGUCAUAUUUUAUGCCCAUGUUUAAAGCCAUCAAGCUAUUCUGUUAUUAA
Molecule: messenger RNA, 2290 nt
Organism: Coffea eugenioides
Lineage: Eukaryota; Viridiplantae; Streptophyta; Magnoliopsida; Gentianales; Rubiaceae
Exons: 2
Coding region: 762-1937 (391 amino acids)
Source: RefSeq, a predicted model, not a curated record